AUGAUAUAUGAUCAUAUCUUUGAAUUCUUCAUAUCUAUCUAUCUAUCUAUCUAUCUAUCUAUCUAUCUAUCUCAGUCUGUUCAUAUCUAUCUAUCUCAGUCUGUUUAUGUCUAUCUAUCCCAUUCUGUUCAUAUCUAUCUAUCUAUCUAUCUAUCUAUCUAUCUAUCUAUCUAUCUAUCUCAGUCUGUUUAUAUCUAUCUAUCCCAUUCUGUUCAUAUCUAUCUAUCUAUCUAUCUAUCUAUCUAUCUAUCUAUCUAUCUAUCUAUCUCAGUCUGUUUAUAUCUAUCUAUCCCAUUCUGUUCAUAUCUAUCUAUCUAUCCAAAAUUAUCUAUUUAUGCCUAUUCAUAUCUAUCUAUUUAUUUAUCUAUUUAUGUUCAUAUAUAUUUGAAUUGUUUAUAUCUAUGUUCAUAUUUGAAUUGGUUCAUAUCUAUUUAUCUAUCUAUCUCGCAUAUCUAUCUAUCUCAGUCUGUUUAUAUCUAUCUAUCUAUCUAUCUAUCUAUCUAUCUAUCUAUCUAUCUGUGCCUCCAAAUAUUUUUAUCGGCACAGAUAACCUUGUUUUCGAAAGACUGUGGCAAUGCUUGCAAGCUCUGUUUCUAUAUAUCUAUCUAUCUAUCUAUCUCAUACAACUAUCUAUCUCAGUCUGUUUAUAUCUAUCUAUCUAUCUAUCUAUCUAUCUAUCUAUCUAUCUAUCUAUCUAUCUAUCUCAGUCUGUUUAUAUCUAUCUAUCUAUCUAUCUAUCUAUCUAUGCCAUAA
Messenger RNA from Acanthosepion pharaonis, 753 nucleotides. Lineage: Eukaryota; Metazoa; Mollusca; Cephalopoda; Sepiida; Sepiidae. The record is from the annotation of a GenBank genome assembly.